AAUAGACUUCGUGUAACCAUUUCCAUUGCAGCCGCUUGUCCUCAUACAAGCACUAGAAAGUGCAAACAUGCAUUCUGCUUGAUUAUUCUAUAACUCUCUCUCUCCCUCUCUCUCUCUCUCUUCUCCACUGUCAAUUUUAAUUCUAGCAUCACUAUUGGUUCAUACUGCAUUAUCGUUUGGCAACUCACUUCGCCAUCUUCUUCUUCUGGCUUUUCUGUUUACAUACAACUGAGAGCUCAGAGCUGUCCUCAGCAUUAAUAAUUUUUCUUCAGACUAACUGAUCUUCAUCUGUUCAGCAAUGGCAGAUGUGAAGAAACAAAACCCAGACCAGAACGACGCCGUUUCUCCCCAUCGCCAAGGUAGAAAAAUCAACAGUGCCACCCUUCCAAACUUCAAACUGUCAGUAAAACUCAAAUACGUGAAACUGGGUUACCACUACUUGAUCUCAAAAGCCAUGUACGUCUUCCUCAUCCCGCUCCUCGCCUCCUUCUCUCUCCACUUCUAUACGUUCACCGUCGAUGACCUCUCCCGGGUCUGGACCCACCACAAGUUCGACGUCUCCACUGUCAUCAUCUGCUCCGGUCUCUCCAUCUUCCUCGCCACCGUCUACUUCACCACUCGUCCCCGCAAGGUCUACCUCCUGAACUUCUCCUGCUUCAAGCCUGAGCCGGCCAGGAUCUGCCCGAGGGAGAUGUUCAUCGACCGGUCGGUCCGGACCGGGAGAUUCACGGAGGAGAACCUGGCGUUUCAGAAGAAGAUAGUGGAGAGGUCGGGGCUAGGGCAGAAGACGUACCUGCCGGAGGCGGUGCUGCGGAUACCGCCGAACCCGUGCAUGGCGGAGGCAAUGAAGGAGGCGGAGAUGGUGAUGUUCGGGGCGAUAGACGAGCUGCUGGAGAAGACGGGGGUUAGGGUUAGGGAGAUAGGGAUGCUGCUGGUGAACUGCAGCUUGUUCAACCCUACUCCCUCUCACUGUGCCACUAUAAUGAACCAUUACAAGAUGAAAGGGAAUCUUUUGUGCUACAAUCUGGGAGGGAUGGGUUGCAGUGCUGGCCCUAUUAUGAUAGAUCUCGCCAAGCAUCUUUUACAGGUUCAUCCCAACUCCUAUGCCCUAAUAGUGACCAUGGAGAACAUAACCCUCAACUGGUACCUCGGCAACAACCGCUCCAUGCUUGUCUCGAACUGCCUAUUCCGCAUGGGCGGUGCCGCCGUCCUCCUGUCAAACCGGUUCUCCGACCGCCGCCGCUCAAAGUACCAGCUUAUGCACACAGUACGCACUCACAAGGGAGCGGACGACAGCUGCUACGACUGUGUCUUCCAGAAGGAAGACGAGAAGGAUGAGAUCGGCGUGUCGCUGUCGAAAGACCUAAUGAUGGUGGCCAGGGAAGCCCUCAGGACUAACAUCACAACACUAGGUCCAUUAGUCCUCCCCAUAACAGAGCAACUGCUCUUUUUCGCGAGCUUCUUAGGCCGAAAAAUAUUGAAAAUGAACAUGAAGCAGUAUCUGCCAAACUUCAAGUUGGCUUUCAAGCAUUUCUGCAUCCAUGCUGGGGGAAGAGCAGUGCUGGAUGAGCUUCAGAAGAACCUUGAGCUGAGUGAGUGGCACAUGGAGCCUUCAAGAAUGACACUCUACAGGUUUGGGAACACUUCAAGCAGCUCUCUGUGGUAUGAACUUGCAUAUUCUGAGGCUAAGGGGAGGAUCAAGAAGGGUGAUAGGUUAUGGCAAAUAGCUUUUGGGUCUGGGUUUAAGUGCAACAGCGCUGUUUGGCAUGCAUUGAAGACCAUUGAUCCAGCAAGGGAGAAGAAUCCAUGGAUGGAUGAGAUUGAUGAGUUUCCUGUUGAUGUGCCAAAGGUGGCCUCCCUGAUUUCUUGAAUUAAUUAUUGAUAUCUUGUUUUAGGGGAGAAAGCCAGUGUUAUUUUUCUCCUUUCUUUCUUUCUUUCUUUCUUUUUUUGCUCUGUUUUACCAGCACAUAUAUGCAAGUUGAUCUAGAAUAAUAUGGGUCUAGGAAUAAAAGGAAAGAGGAUGUAAAAUAUUGUUGAUGAUGGUUAAUUAUAUGACGAAUUUUAUAGCUA
Malania oleifera is the source of this 2070-nucleotide messenger RNA. RefSeq names its product 3-ketoacyl-CoA synthase 11-like. Gene Ontology annotation, molecular function: acyltransferase activity, transferring groups other than amino-acyl groups. Gene Ontology annotation, biological process: fatty acid biosynthetic process. The record is from RefSeq and is a predicted model, not a curated record. Bases 299 to 1870 code for a protein of 523 amino acids. Gene Ontology annotation, cellular component: membrane. Lineage: Eukaryota; Viridiplantae; Streptophyta; Magnoliopsida; Santalales; Ximeniaceae. The transcript is spliced from 2 exons.